Molecule: messenger RNA, 1279 nt
Organism: Suillus discolor
Lineage: Eukaryota; Fungi; Basidiomycota; Agaricomycetes; Boletales; Suillaceae
Exons: 3
Coding region: 173-1279 (368 amino acids)
Source: RefSeq, a predicted model, not a curated record
GAUCGCUUCUUGGCUUAGUACCAAGUGGCACUCUGACUAGGACCCCGGAAUUCCUCGGAUCCCAGUACUGCGCUCACCAGCGUUCUAGACGUCGCCGACGUCAAAGUCUCCAAACCUAAUACCAAUAGACGCCAGAUCAACUCCAACAGAUAUACUGUUGUCUUCAGAGUUAAUGGCCACCGGGAAGUCGCGUCCAACGCCCUUGGGGACCGGCAAUACGAGCACUCGGGCUCCUACUCCCACAAAUAGAAUCAGAGCAUCCCAUCGUAACACAGUAUCAUUGCUGUUGACAAGAGACGAAAUCAUGCUACAAGAAUACGAUGUCAAAGACAAAGAAAGCAGUACCACAUUCCUAGAGAAGUCCCCCUUCCGCCACCUAGGCGAACCUAUGUCGAACGAAAGUCUAAUACUAACAAUUCUUCACAUCACUCAGUACACCGGCAUCCCUCGUACAGCUAUAGAAGGACUCAGGGCUGUCGCAAUACUCCUCGAAGACAACUUCAAUAGUACUCAUUCCUCAACUUCAACCACCCAGCAGCUCGCCGACUCUCUUACGACAUCGCUCUCGGCCCAAGUCGUGGCCGACCUCUCGUCAUCACUCUCAGCGCACCGCCAAAUUCUGCUAGAACCAGCAAUAGGCGGGAGGAUAUACGAACCUAACGACAACUCAAUAGAUAUAGCAAAGAAAAUCAAGAACGCAUUCGCAGCAACUUCGACCAAAGACUCACCCGAGAUUCAGAUUAAGGCUACUACUCGCUUGAGAAGCGGAGGACUCAUAGUAGAACUAACUACGGCAGAAGCGGCAAACUGGCUACGCGCACCAGAAAACAGGCUGAAAGUCACAGGCGCCCUAGAAUCCCCAGUCUACAUCAAGGAACGGCGCUUCACAAUCAUCGUCCCAUUCCUGCCAGUAACAUUCGGUAUUGAGGACGCAGAAUGGCGCCGUGCAGCAGAGGAGGAAAACAGCUUACCAAUAGGCUCCAUAGAAGCGGCUGGCUGGAUUAAACCCAGAAUCCGGAGAUCACCAGGCCAAAAAGUAGCUCACGCUCUAUUCCACUUCGCAGAUCCAAAGGCAGCCAACACAACACUACAUGACGGCAUCUACAUCAAUCAAGAAAAAUACCACCCGCAUGAGGACAAAAGGGAACCGGUAAUGCUGCCUCCAAAGCCAGUGCCCUAUCGAAAACCCAUCGAACAGCUGCCACCCGAAGCUAGACCCCCCCUCCGUCAAACUAACCUCCCCUACGAAACCAGAAGAAACUAUGGCAAGCCAUCGUGA